AUGAGCAGGUCGGCGGCGCUCCUGCUCUGCCUGCUGGGCUGCCACGUCUGGAAGGCGGUGACCAAGACGCUGCGGGAGCCGGGAGCCGGAGCCCAAGAGGUUACACUGAAGGUCCACAUCAGUGACGCCAGCACCCAUCAGCCUGUCCCGGAUGCGCUCAUUGAGAUUUUCACCAACCAGGUCUCCCUUGCCUCUGGCACCUCCGGGACAGAUGGCGUCGCCUUCAUCAGGUUCCAGUAUAAGCUGGGCAGUCAGCUGAUCGUCACUGCCUCGAAGCACGCCUAUGUGCCAAACUCUGCCCCGUGGAAGCCAAUCCGGUUACCCGUGUUCUCUUCCCUGAGCCUUGGCCUGCUUCCGGAACGGUCUGCCACGCUAAUGGUUUAUGAAGAUGUUGUCCAAAUAGUCUCAGGAUUCCAAGGUGCCCGGCCACAGCCCCGCAUUCACUUCCAGAGGCGAGCUCUGCGGUUGCCAGAGAACACCAGCUACAGUGACCUGACGGCCUUCCUCACUGCCGCCGGCUCCCCUUCCGAGGUGGACAGCUUUCCAUACUUGAGAGGAUUAGAUGGAAACGGAACAGGAAACGGCACCAGGUACGACCUGAGCCCAGUCACGGCUGUCAGCGUGCACUUGCUCAGCAGUGAUGGAACACCGGUGCUGGUGGAUGGUCCCAUUUAUGUCACCGUGCCCCUGGCCACACAGAGCAGUCUGAGGCACAAUGCCUAUGUCGCAGCGUGGCGGUUUGACCAGAAGCUGGGAACGUGGCUGAAGAGCGGCCUAGGCCUCGUGCACCAGGAAGGCAGCCAGCUGACGUGGACAUACAUUGCCCCUCAGUUGGGGUACUGGGUGGCAGCCAUGUCUCCUCCCAACCCAGGUCCCGUUGUCACACAGGACAUUACCACGUAUCACACGGUGUUUCUUUUGGCCAUUUUAGGAGGAAUGGCUUUCAUACUUUUGGUUUUGCUGUGUCUCCUUUUAUAUUAUUGCAGGCGGAAGUGCUUGAAGCCUCGUCAACACCUUAGAAAACUGCAGCUUCCCGCGGCUCUGGAGAGUUCCAAACGAGAUCAGUCCACCUCCAUGUCUCACAUCAACUUGCUGUUCUCCCGUCGGGAGUCGGAGUUCCCAGGCCCACUCUCGGUCACCAGCCACCGCCGCCCAGACGCCCCAGGCACAAAGGAGCUGAUGAGUGGGGUCCAUUUAGAAAUGAUGUCUUCCAACGGAGAGGUGGACAUGCACACCCCGAUGCUAAAGCUUUCCUAUAGCACCUCCCAGGAGUUCAGCUCUCGGGAGGAACUCCUGUCUCAUAAGGAAGAGGAUAAAAGCCAAAUCUCCUUUGAUAACCUAACACCGAGUGGGACGUUGGGAAAAGACUACCAUAAAUCCGUGGAGAUUUUUCCCUUGAAGUCCAGAAAAUCUAUGGAAAGAGAAGGCUAUGAGUCCCCUGGCCACGGUGACUACAGGAGGAGUUACAAUGCCAUGCUGUCACAGCCUUUAUUUGAGAAGCAAGACAGAGACAGUCAGGCCUCUGUUAACCAUAUUUCCACAGGAAGUAAACUCACCAUUCAGGAACACAUGUACCCCGCACCUUCUUCUCUCGAGAAAGAACAGCUGCUUGACCGCAGACCUACUGAAUGUAUGAUGUCGCGAUCCGUGGACCACCUGGAAAGACCUACAUCUUUUUCUCGGCCCGGCCAGUUGAUCUGCUGCAGCUCCGUUGACCAGGUCAAUGACAGCGUUUACAGAAAAGUGUUACCUGCCUUGGUCAUCCCUGCUCACUAUAUGAAACUCCCCGGGGACCACUCGUAUGUGGGCCAGCCCUUGGUCGUUCCAGCGGACCAGCAGCUUGAAAUCGAGAGACUGCAGGCUGAGCUCUCCAGCCCCCAUGCAGGGAUCUUUCCGCACUCCUCCUCCCAGAUCCAAGCCCAGCCCUUGCCGUGCCAGGCAAUCUCUCAGCAGCACUUGCAGGAUGCAGGCAGCCGGGAUUGGAGCCCGCAGAACGCAUCCAUGUCGGAGUCUCUCUCCAUCCCAGCAUCCCUGAAUGAUGCAGCCUUGGCCCAGAUGAACAGCGAGGUCCAGCUCCUGACCGAAAAGGCUCUGAUGGAACUUGGCGGUGGGAAGCCGCUCCCACAUCCCCGGGCCUGGUUCGUCUCCCUGGACGGUAGGUCCAACGCACACGUUAGACAUUCUUACAUCGAUCUCCAAAGAGCUGGAAGGAAUGGAAGUAAUGAUGCCAGUUUGGACUCGGGAGUGGAUAUGAAUGAACCAAAAUCUGCCCGGAAGGGAAGAGGAGACCCUUUGUCUCUCCCUCAGAACCACCCCCCUGUCCAGGAGCAUCCUCAGAAGGAGCCCCGGGCGGCCGACAGUACCGCCUACACACAGCUCGUGUACCUGGACGACCUGGACCAAAGCGGCAGUGAGUGUGGCACCACAGUCUGCACCCCUGACGACAGUGCCCUGCGAUGCUUGCUGGACAGCUCCAGCCGGAGAAGUGGUGGCCAGCUGCCCAGCCUGCAGGAGGAGAUGACCAAACGAACUGCAGAGGGCCCCCCGGAGCCCUUAGCCAGCCCAGAUCAACGAAGGUCUGCUCACGAGGAUGACGAAGAUGAUGACGACGAUGACCAAGGAGAGGACAAGAAGAGCCCCUGGCAGAAGCGGGAAGAGAGACCCCUGAUGGCAUUUAACAUUAAAUGAGCGACUGCAGAGUCACCCAACCUAACAAAGUUGCCAAAAAUUCUUACUUAUGGAAGCGUUUACAUGUUUAUGGAGGAGGCUGAACAAACGUGGCCCGUGUACGUUUCCAUUAUGGAUUGUAUAAAUGUUAGAAAGGAAUUACAGUGAUGCCUCAGAAUAAAGGACGAUGGGAAUGGAUGCCUCACCACCAGGGAGGUGGUGUCUGAAUAUCCUUCCACAUGCUUGACGUGUCCACCCCAAGGACACUAAAAAACCACAACUGAUGUUGCUGGGUUCUGAGGAUCACCUCAGUUCUCCCUCAGAUUCCGGGAACAGAUGAAACUCUUUUUUGCAUUGCUUGAGUCAGUUUUAUCACGAUAAUGCUCCUAUGAAGUUAUGAUUGAAAAAUUAGCUUGGCACUUAGUGUCUCGAGGUAUUUGUGACCUCAAAGGAAAGCUAUGCAUCGCUGCGCCAUGCUCUUACUUUGCUUAGGUUUUUGCUUUGCGUAGGUUGUUUCAGGUUCGCUUUUUUUAUAAACCCAGUUUGGUUGUCAAGAUUUUAUUCCUUCAUCUUCAUCUGUUCUGCUUCUUGGUGGUUUAUUUCCAUGUUUUCGUUCAGGAACUCCUGAGUGUCAUCUCUUAACAUUCAAGCCUUUUAAUGAAAUCGUACUGAAAUUUUUUAUCAACUGAAAAUCCUUCAAUUCCGGUCCCAUUAACUCCAAGUGCCUUUUUUACAGUGAUAACAGACAGUCCCUCACUUAUCCUCUUUGUUUUUCUUAACUCCUGUAAUGGAACUGCCUGGAUUUUAUAAAGUUAUUAAACGAUACCCCUUUUCUUUGAACUGCAUGCUGCCAAGUGCCCGUUUGUGCGCAGAAUUCUGGUUUCAGCGCAGUGUACUCUCUAGUUUUCCUGUGUGGCGUGGAUUCUGUUUAGCUAAGAUAGACUAGAGGACACCUUAGAGACCCCCCCCAUCCCUUUGGCCACUAGCCACCAUUAUGGUUUUAUUGGCUGUUUGUAUAUGCGGUUACGUAUUAGCGCUGGAAUUCUGUGGGCUGAUCUUGCUCUCCCAACAUGAAGUGUGGACUGAGCAAGUGGACUGAAUGUGACUAUUAAAAAAAAUCUUAUGUACUAUCCAAAAGUGCCAGAAUGACUCUUCUGUGCAUUCUCCUUAAAG
Molecule: messenger RNA, 3840 nt
Organism: Molossus molossus (Pallas's mastiff bat)
Lineage: Eukaryota; Metazoa; Chordata; Mammalia; Chiroptera; Molossidae
Gene: FAM171A1
Product: family with sequence similarity 171 member A1
Exons: 8
Coding region: 1-2688 (895 amino acids)
Biological process (GO): regulation of cell shape; stress fiber assembly
Cellular component (GO): plasma membrane
Source: RefSeq, a predicted model, not a curated record